Messenger RNA from Drosophila eugracilis, 2513 nucleotides. Its product is annotated as arylsulfatase B. The transcript has 6 exons. Lineage: Eukaryota; Metazoa; Arthropoda; Insecta; Diptera; Drosophilidae. Bases 93 to 1865 code for a protein of 590 amino acids. The record is from RefSeq and is a predicted model, not a curated record.
UCGAGUCCGGCGGAUCAGAGAUCAGAACACGGGAUAUAUUAGCUCCGAUCGCGAGUACCUUUUCCCACGUCUUCCUCACAAUAUUUGCGGCAAUGUCAAUUCAUCUGGGUAAAUUCAGCAGUUUUGCUCAGUUGUUAACUGUUGGAUUGAGUUUAUGUGUUGCCUUAAACGGGGUUAUAACUGGCGCAUCCGUAAAGCCCAAUAUCAUCAUUAUAAUGGCCGACGAUCUGGGUUUCAACGACGUAAGUUUUCGCGGCUCCAACAACUUUCUCACUCCCAAUAUUGAUGCACUGGCGUACAGUGGUGUGAUUCUGAAUAAUCUCUAUGCCGCACCUAUGUGUACUCCAAGUCGAGCAGCUUUACUAACUGGAAAGUAUCCUAUUAAUACAGGUAUGCAGCAUUAUGUGAUAGUGAACGAUCAGCCUUGGGGUCUUCCACUGAAUGAGACCACCAUGGCAGAGGUUUUCCGGGGAAAUGGCUACCGAACAAGUCUCCUGGGAAAAUGGCAUUUGGGAAUGUCACAGCGUAACUUUACGCCCACUCAGCGGGGUUUCGAUCGGCACUUAGGCUACCUUGGUGCCUAUGUAGAUUAUUACACACAGAGCUAUGAACAAAAGAGUAAAGGCUACAACGGCCAUGACUUUCGUGACAAUCUCAAGUCCACCCACGAUCAGGUGGGAAAGUACGUCACCGAUGUACUGACCGAUGCUGCCGUCCAGGAAAUCGAGGAUCACGGAUCGAAAAAUGAAAGCCAGCCACUCUUUCUGCUUCUGAAUCACCUGGCUCCCCAUGCUGCAAAUGAUGAUGAUCCCAUGCAGGCACCAGCUGAUGAAUUAGCCCAUUUCAGUUAUAUACAAAAUGAGACACAUCGUUACUAUGCCGCAAUGGUUUCGAGAUUGGAUAGAAGUGUAGGCCUGGUCAUAGAUGCCCUGGCUCGACAGGAAAUGCUCCAAAACAGCAUUGUGCUCUUCCUGUCUGAUAAUGGUGGGCCAACCGAAGGACAACACGCCACCACAGCCUCGAAUUAUCCAUUAAGAGGGCAAAAGAACUCACCCUGGGAGGGUGCCCUGCGAUCCUCGGCUGCCAUUUGGAGUACUGAGUUCGAGCGGCUGGGAAGUGUCUGGAAGCAACAGAUCUAUAUAGGCGACCUUCUGCCUACAUUGGCCGCAGCAGCUGGAAUUACACUGGAUCCGGGACUCCAUCUAGACGGCCUGAAUCUUUGGUCGGCUCUCAAGUAUGGAUACGAAUCGGUGGAGAGGGAGAUUGUCCACGUGAUCGAUGAGGACGUGGAGGAACCACAUCUGUCCUAUACACGUGGCAAGUGGAAGGUAAUUAGUGGUACUACCAGUGGAGGAAUUUACGAUGGCUGGAUGGGUGAAGGGAUAACGGAUGAGAAUGAUCCUCGCUACGAGUUCUACGAGGAUGUCAUCCGGAAUACCAGUGUGUGGCAGCAUUUGCAGGGGGUGUCAACCGGUCCGGGCAACAUCACCGAACUGAGGGAGCAGGCCAGAAUUGAGUGCCCGGAUCCUGCGACAGGGAUCAAAAGCUGCAUGCCCCUCGAGGCACCCUGCCUUUUCGACAUCGAGGCGGAUCCCUGUGAACUGAGCAACCUGUAUGAGGAGUAUAAAAACUCAACCAUCUUUCUGGAUCUCUGGUCCCGAAUCCAACAGUUUGCCAAACAGGCUCACCCUCCUAAUAAUAAACCAGCGGAUCCGGAAUGUGAUCCAAGAUUUUACCAUAAUGAGUGGACAUGGUGGCAGGACGAGCAGGCCUCUGGUUCAGCGUCAUUAGGACAGAUGAAAGUUAUAAACUUUUUCCCGAUAUGUAUACUUGUAUGUAUCAUCAGUCUUGUGAUAACUAUAUGAGUAAGUGAAACAGCUUGAAAGAACAAUCAUAUAACUAACACGUUUUCAAUACCAGCAAUAAUACCUAUUAGUUUCUAAGUAAACUAUUAUAUUAAUGUACUUACCCGCGUAAAUUAAAGAAUCUAAUUAAGGAAUGAUAAGCAACGGCAAUAUCUUUAUAAUAAUGAUAACCUUUUGCUCUCCCUAGACUACUCACAGUGAAUAGAGAGUUUGGAGAAAAGUAAUUUAGAUAAUUAAUAGCUUAAAUUUGACCAAGCCGAAAACAUUCCUGGGCAAUGUCUAAACGGAUCCAGUACCCAAUAGGCAAUUCACCCGAUUAUCUUAUCGAUCACUUCUGUGAAAACUGAUAAUUGCAAAACCCCCUCAAAUCAAUCAGUGAAUGAAAACUCUGUCAAUCAAAGGGGUUCACAAAGUAUUUUACAGAUCAUAGGUAAAAUAUGAGGUAUUAUUUUUCGACAUUGCAGGCAAAGUAAGAUUUUGUGUCCGAGACACUUUUGUAAUCAAUAUUUAUCGUUUUUGUUGAUUUAUAUAAUAUGCCUAAUUAACACUAAGGAACUAUAGACUAGCUCAGGCAUAAAUGUAAAAUGUUAAUAAAAUGUUUGUAAGCUUUGUAACUUUGUUUCUUUAAUUUAAUUUCAAUUAAAUAAA